Messenger RNA from Sinocyclocheilus rhinocerous, 793 nucleotides. It is a transcript of the gene pmf1, whose product is annotated as polyamine modulated factor 1. NCBI's taxonomy places the organism in Eukaryota, Metazoa, Chordata, Actinopteri, Cypriniformes, Cyprinidae. The transcript has 4 exons. The record is from RefSeq and is a predicted model, not a curated record. The coding region runs from base 1 to 450 and encodes 149 amino acids. Gene Ontology annotation, biological process: chromosome segregation. Gene Ontology annotation, cellular component: MIS12/MIND type complex.
AUGCAUUGUGACGCGUUUGCGCUCGGCGGGGACUUUUGUAAACAAACAUCUACAGCGCGAUGGAGGAGUCGCAGUGAAUCUGUUUCGGCUGAAACUAAUGUGGAUAAAGUGGAGAAUGUUUCGUCUCAAGCAUCGGCUCGUCGGAGUGAUUCGGUUAAGGCAUCGCAAUCCAAACCGAGACUCAAACUCUUCAAUAAAGUGAUGGAGAAGAGUCUGCAGUGGCUGCUGGACAACGCCAGUUUCGACAGGUUUUCCCACUAUUUCCAGCCCCUGUCAAAGCAGAAGCCUCAGCUGACCGAAGCCAUGCACAAACAGUUCAUCAGCCAGCUGCAGACUUUAGUUCAGAAAGAAAUCUCCACUGUGAUCGAGGAGGGAGACCUGCAGGUGAAGUUUGAAGAGUUGGACAGACUGCAGGAGCUUGCUAAAGACACACCACAAGCUGCAUGGUGAGAUGAUAACCUGACUCCACAGCGUAUUGUCUUUUAUAAUGAAAAAAUAAAAUAAAACGAAAAACACAAGCAAUGGCCAAAAUAUUUUCAAUCAAUGCUAUAGGCAGUUAUUCUGCUUUGAAAUGUGCGUUCCGUGUCGGAAUGUCUGUUUUUGUUUUGGUCUGCGUGACUCCGCCCACUGCCAGUUUACCCAAUAGUAUUUCAACACUCCGGGUUGCCAGUUGCUGGAAAACUCAGCGUAUUGCGGCCAUGGAAGCCAGCAAACGAACUGAGUCAGAGAUCGCAGAUUCAACCCGACCUAAAAAGUCUCGGCAUCCAUCUAAACCGCUCUAUGACCAGAGGCA